Molecule: messenger RNA, 963 nt
Organism: Eucalyptus grandis
Lineage: Eukaryota; Viridiplantae; Streptophyta; Magnoliopsida; Myrtales; Myrtaceae
Product: required for excision 1-B domain-containing protein
Exons: 4
Coding region: 87-725 (212 amino acids)
Source: RefSeq, a predicted model, not a curated record
GGCUACUUCCCGGGUCGCGGCAACCUUCUUCAUCGUCUCCGCCGUGAUCGGGGAGAGGAAUCCAUGCCGGAACCUCCAGAGGACGAAUGGAAGAUUUCGAGAAGAAAGUGUCCAUAACCGACCCGAUGGACUCCGAGCCCGAAACCGCCGCCGCCUCGGCCGACGCCUCCGCCGCCGCCCCUCAAGUCCUCGACUUGCUCCGCCGGUUCCUCGCCGUCCAGCAGCGCAGAGCCGAAGCUUACGCCAGACUCAAAAGUGGUUUUGCUGAGUACAUGGUUUCGGGUGGGGAGGUGGCUUACCAGCAGCUAUGCGGCGAGAUCACUGCAGAGUUUAAUGAUUGCUCUAAACAGGUUAUCGAAAUGGAGUCCUUAUUUAUGGCUCCCGAUUACGGCCGGGUCGAUUUAGCUCAGAUGCUAAGGGCAGUCCAAGUGCAGGAAAAGCAGAAAUUGCAUCUGACUGCUACCAUUCAAUUGCUUAAAAAAGCCAGUCGCCCUUCAGAACGUCUUGUUAGCCAUGAGAACUGCACAUUCAAGAAGCCAAUGCAACAUAAUUGCGUGCAUCUUCAUGAGAUAACAGAGGCCGAAGGAACAGAAGAGGUGGAGGCAGAUGCCGAGUAUGACAAUGCACUUAAUGAAGCCAUCAGAGGCGUGCAGGAUGCUGUCACCACUAUAAACGAGCAUCUGGAAGAAGUCAGGUACGAAAUUGAAGCACUAGAAAGCCAGUAAGUUGGCGAAUUUAGCUACCUACAUGUGGCAUUGUUAGCACGACUGCUAUAUACUUUUUUAAUGGUGUAUAGUUAACACUUUUGCGUGGGAAUCUUGUUGCUUCACUGACUCCAUGUACAUCUGCAAGUACUCUACUCUCCUUUUUUCUUUUUCCUCUUUGGAUGACUUGGUAUCUCAAGGAGGUGUAACGACAAAGUGGUCUUUUGGCUAAUUGAUCAAUUUCUUUUGGUGGUGUAAA